AUGACCUGCAAUCCUAAUUGGGAUGAGAUCAGGAGUUCACUUUACCCGGGCCAGACACCACAUGAUCGUCCAGAUCUCGUCGCCCGGGUCUUCAGGGCAAAACUUGAGGAGUUGAAGAAAAGUUUGCUCGAAGAUCACAUCCUUGGAGAGGUCCAAGCCUAUGUAUAUGUCGUUGAGUUCCAGAAGAGGGGACUGCCGCAUGCCCAUUGGUUGCUUAUAAUGCGCAACAAGUUCAAACUCACGUGUCCCGAGCAGUAUGACCUUCUUAUAUCAGCUGACCUACCGAAUAAGAAGAAGUACCCGGAGCUGUACAAGAUGGUCACCAAGCAUAUGAUGCAUGGGCCGUGCGGUUUGCUAAAUAUGAAUUGCCCGUGCACGAAGGGUCGUGAUUCAUGCAAGAUCUACUACCCGCGCCCUUUCUGUGAGGUCACCUCGCAGGGCAAGAAUUCCUAUCCCGUUUAUAGGCGACGUGAUGACGGGUGUAAGGAAAAAAUCCGGGGCCAUGAGCUGGACAAUCAAUGGGUCGUCCCUUACAACCCUUACCUACUGCGGUUGUUCAACUGCCACAUCAAUGUUGAGGCAUGUGGGAGCAUUAAGUCUGUGAAAUAUUUGUUCAAAUACAUAUACAAGGGGCAUGACCGAGCGUCUGUGGCUGUGAGAGAAUCUGACAAGGAGGACGAAAAGGGAAACAUCGACGAGAUCAAGCAAUACAGAGACGCCAGGUGGGUUACACCUCUAGAGGCGCUGUGGAGGAUAUAUGGAUUUGACUUGAGUAAGGUCCAUCCGCCCAUGAAGCAGCUGCAGCUUCAUCUUCCUGACAUGCGCAUGGUCUCAUUCCAUCAACUCUAG
This is a messenger RNA of Panicum virgatum (switchgrass), 849 nucleotides long. RefSeq lists its product as uncharacterized. The record is from RefSeq and is a predicted model, not a curated record. The transcript has a single exon. NCBI's taxonomy places the organism in Eukaryota, Viridiplantae, Streptophyta, Magnoliopsida, Poales, Poaceae. Bases 1 to 849 code for a protein of 282 amino acids.